Schistosoma turkestanicum is the source of this 4218-nucleotide messenger RNA. The record is from the annotation of a GenBank genome assembly. Lineage: Eukaryota; Metazoa; Platyhelminthes; Trematoda; Strigeidida; Schistosomatidae.
CCCUGAUACAAUCGAAUUGUCAAAAAUUAUCAAAUUUUAUUUGCGAAUUGAUUUAUUUAACCGGUAAAUCAACAAUGUCUUGACAUGACAGCUGAAACAACAACACUAAAAUGUAUACAUCAUUCAGACAUGAUAUCAUUUUCAUGUGAUCAAGUUUAAAUGGUAUGCUUAGAAUUGAUUUACUACAAUGGAACUGGAAUUUUGCACGUCGCCAAUGUCAUUUAUUAAUUUUUAUACUAAUUUCGAUUAAUUUAAUUCAAUCAAGAACUGUUCGAUUUCGUAUUGAUGAAGAAAUCCAGUUGAAUACACGUAUUGGCAGUUUGUUAAAAUAUGUACAAGGUGGAAUCAGUAAUUUGUAUUUUGUAAAAAUUAAUAAUUCCGACGAUGCUUCAGGAUUAUUUUCAGUUGAUCCUAUUUCAGCUGAUAUAACUGUAGCGAAUAGAUUAGAUAGAGAAAUAUUAUGUAACAUUGAUAAUCAAAAUGGGAAACUUGAAAAAUAUGGUAAAAUUAUCAAAGAAUGGAUGCCUAAUUUACCUUAUUCUACAAUUUGUGAAUUACACUUUAGUGUGAAUUGUUUAAAUACAACACAAUUCUUAAAUAUUUCAAAUUCAAAUAGAAAUAAAACACCUGUAAGUAAUAAAUUAGUAGCUAUUUUCGAUGUAAUCAUUGAACUCAAAGAUAUCAAUGAUAAUGGUUGUAAAUUUAUUCCAUCAAACCGACAAAUUAUUCGAAUACGUGAAGAUUCACCAGUCCAUGAGACACGAUUCACUUUGAAUACUCCUUAUGAUCCAGAUGAUGCUAUCGGUGGGAAUUCUGUGAAACCCGAUCGAGUAUGGAUCAUCACUGAUUCCAGUGUAUCAGAUAGUCAAAAUAUAAGAAAUUUAUUUCGAUUACACAGUCUUUCAUCAUCGAAAAAUCUUACCACACCCAAUGUUCACUUAGAGUUAGAACUCAUUAACACACUGGAUUAUGAAACACAGAAAACGUAUACAUUUCAAAUUGUAGCAGAUGAUGGCUUUUCAUCUGAUGAUCAUCAAUGUCACCUGAAUGUCACAAUACUAGUGGAAGAUUGUAAUGAUCACAUGCCAAAAUUUGAACAAUCAAUAUAUACUGUAAAUGUUAGUGAAGAUACACCUAUCGGUCAUUUAAUAAUACACCUUCAGGCCUACGAUACAGAUUCUGAUGAAAAUGGACGGAUAAUUUACAGUUUUGCAUCUUAUUCGGACGAUAGCGAUGAUGGUAACUAUUUCUAUAUUCAUUCAGAAACCGGUGAAAUAAAACUACAAAGACGAUUAAAUUAUCGUUUAAAACCUAAACAUUCUUUUAAAGUUUUUGCUAAAAAUCCAGAUAAUUCAACAUUAAGACAACAAAUGAAAUCAUUUUCUACUUCAAAAUUAUCAACUACUCAGGUUAUUGUAAAUGUAAUUGAUGUCAAUGAUCAUUUCCCUCGUAUUCGAAUUAUAUCAACCACUGGUUCGAAGAACUUAGAAUUGAUUGAAGAAACACCGUCGGGACAAGAUAUCGGGAUUGUAGAUGUUUUCGAUGGAGAUACAGGAGAAAAUGCAAAAGUGAACUGUAAAUUAACUAAUCAAACUAUUCCCAAUGUUUUACGCUUAAUUUCAGUUGACAGUGAAAUCAUAGGCAAAGAAAUAUCAAACUCUAAUCAAAAAUAUAAACUAACACUGCAAAAACCUAUUGAUAGAGAAGAAUUUCCAAUCAUUGAGUUUAAUAUAAUUUGCUGGGACAAUGGAAUCCCUUCAUUAUCAAGUAACCUAACAUAUAAAAUCAAAGUAAUUGACGUAAAUGAUCAUGAUCCAGUCUGUGAUCACAAUCUGUACACAGUUGAAGUCAUGGAAGAUUCAAGUCCGGAAAGAGUUCAAAGAAACUUUGAAUUUCUCACUAUCCAUGCUACUGAUAAAGAUGAGGGUCGAAAUGCCAAACUGCGUUUUAGUUUAGAUCAAGAAACCCCAUCAUAUUUAGUGAAUCUAAUCACAGUCAAUACAACUACUGGAACACUUAGUACGAUGGGAAAUUUAGAUCGAGAAAAAUUGACAACAUUCAAUGUGACAAUAAUUUGCUCAGACCAUGGUGAACCAGAACGAAUGACUAAAGUGAAGGUAAACGUGAAAGUUUUAGAUUAUAACGACAAUCCACCGACAUAUUCUCAACCAUAUUUUGAAUUUACUAUAACUGAAAAUAAUCAAGUUGGUCAGCUAGUAGGUAGUUUUCAGAUCACUGACAAUGAUAUUGAUAAAAAUGCAGAAUUAGCUAUUCAGAUUGAAGAGAACACUGAACAAACACAUGUUUAUCUUGCAUCUUUAGGUAAUACUUUACGAAUACAUAAUAACAUUGAACAAUUGAAAUUACAUUCAAAAGAUGUACUCAUUCCGUCAGAUUUACAAAAAACUAAUUAUGCUAAAUACAUUCCACAGUUUAAAUUGUAUUCUCAAAAAUUACCUAGUAAAAAUAAUACCUUUUCUUCUAACAUUGAACCAACAAUUUACAAUGUAAAAUUGUACAUUGAAUCUGUCACUGAUCGUGAAGGAUUAAUUAUGAAAUAUAAUGAUUUUGUUACGGACACAUUUCCACAUUAUGAUUUAUUUGAACACACUAAUAAUAUUUAUGAUAAUAAUCAUAGAAUAAUUGAUCAUUCAAGUAAAACAAAUUAUUCCAUUAUAACACCGAUUAUAUUAUUAUUAAUUAGUGCACAUGAUAAAGGCUUCCCAAAAUUAACUGAACAUGUAUCAAUACGUAUUCAUGUAUUAGAUGAAAAUGAUAAUUCACCACGGUUUGUUUAUCCUGAUCCAACCUAUGUAAAUAAAACAAAAACUAUUGUAUCAUAUAAAGAACCAACAGGAUAUGCAUUUACUCAAGUUAUGGCUGUAGAUAUUGAUGCAGGUGAAAAUGGUACAAUUCUAUAUUUUAUUUAUUCUGGAAAUAAUGAUCAGUAUUUCAAAUUAGAUCGAAACAAUGGAAUUUUGAGUAUUAAUAAGAAAAUCCCAUAUUCUGCAUUAGGUGAACAUUUAUUGAGAAUUGAAGCAAGAGAUUGUGGACAACCGUAUCGUUUUACUUUAGCUGAAAUUAUCAUAGAAAUUGAUCAGUCACCAUCGAAAGCUUAUUUAACGACAAAUAUUUAUCAAUUACAAAAUUCUGAUGGAACUAUGCAUUAUGGUGCUAGUGGAUAUACGUUGAAUUUAUAUAUUAUCAUAGCAAUUAUUGCUGCAGCUUGUGUUGUAUCGACGGUGUUAUUAUUUUUAGUAUUUAUCUUUUUACAACGUGCUAAACGUAGUCGAAAUUGUAGAGCUGAUGAUGAUUCAUCGAGGCGAAAGUAUCAUGGAAUUAACAUGAAAGAAUUGCACACCAACUAUUCAACAAAUAUUCAGUCACAAAGUAAUGAUAUGAAUAAAUUUGCAGACCAUGGAGUUCAUUCAUUUCCUAAUUGUUCUCAACAAUUACCUACUUAUGAAAAUGGAAAUACAAAUUUGGAAUUAAUUAAUCAUCCGAAUAGAAGUUUAUUUUUGUUACCUAUUGAGACGGAUUUUAAUUACAAUCCAAGUUCAUGCAAUAAAAUUCCCGGUAAUUAUUGGUUCACUACCUCCGCCGUCAAUAAUCAUGAUAAUAAUAAUCAUAAUCAUAAUAGUAAUAAUAAUAAUAAUUGUGGUAUUGUAAACAUGCAAACUAAUGGAACUAGUUUAAAUCUCAGUUCUUCAUCAUGUAACAUGAUGACAAAUAAUUUACCAUGUACAAAUAUGAAUAAUUUAUAUCACGGAUUUACAAAUGAUCACAAUUCAAAUAUAAAAAAUGUAUCAACUUGUCCGGAUGGCUAUCAAACAUUCUUGAAUGGUCAGUAUACGAUACCUUUUAGUAUACCUGAAACGUGUGGUGACGCAACGAAUAUAUCAAAACAUCCCCACAUUCUAAUGGCUACAACAGAUAAUUGGCCAAAACUACCAAUAACUGAUUUCACAUCGAAUAUCGUUGUACCAACAGACUGUGAUUCAGGCAAUGGUGAUAGUGUGGAAAUUCAACCACAUCAAAUACCAAAUAAAAUUUGUUUUCUUGAAAGAACCUAAUAAGCAGCAAUGAAUUGAUAUUUGCUAUCAGUAUUACUUACAUGGUUUAACAACAUUUAUACAUUGCAUAAAAUGCAUUUACCUUUUUUCAAUAAACACUUAAUUUGCUCUCUGUGUGUGUGUGUCAUUAUUCCUAUAAUGGAUU